This is a messenger RNA of Filobasidium floriforme, 774 nucleotides long. RefSeq lists its product as uncharacterized. The transcript is spliced from 5 exons. The record is from RefSeq and is a predicted model, not a curated record. NCBI's taxonomy places the organism in Eukaryota, Fungi, Basidiomycota, Tremellomycetes, Filobasidiales, Filobasidiaceae. The coding region runs from base 85 to 774 and encodes 229 amino acids.
GUUCAAUACUGGAAACGUCAAGCUGAAGAAGCUACGGCGAGGUGCAAGAAGCAGCAGGAGGAUUUCGAUCGCAUCAGGGAAGGGAUGGAGGACGCAAUAAAAAAGGGCCCAAGGGAAGAGGUCGAACAGAUUCAAGCAAAGAACGACAUGACAAUCGAGAAAAUGAAGAAGGAAUAUGAUACCCUGCACAGCGAUUUCACGAAAUUGACAGACAUUAUGGUCAUGCGAGUGGAGAAAGCCGAGGCAGAUAUCAACAACAUGAAUGCCAGGUGUGAACGCGUGGAUGAGGCAUUGGAGAGAUCCCAAGCAGAGUGUGAUCGCAUAAGCGAGCGAGCGGAACAGCUCCAAAUCCGGCAGAACGAACUCCUAGCAAUGGUUCGAGCCAAGGAUGACCUGCUACAAGAUCAGGCCGAACGAUUCGAGCGGAUCAGGCAGGCUUUGCCGGUCCCCGCCGAGGCGCCACCGGCAUACGAUCACGAUCACAACGAGGACGACGGCGAUGAGCACGGCGAAGAUGCGAAUGAGGAGAGCGAUGACGACGAGCAGAGUGGAGACGGGGAUGAAGAAGGUCAAGAUCAGCAAAGGGAGGAUGUCGAGCUUGGCAAUACCGCCCAGGCUCCUUCGCGUGGAGCCGUUCAGAUGAUAUGGGGGCCUUUCACCCCACAACAGAUCAUCCAGAUGGGCGAGGAAGCCAGCAGGACGAUGCAAGCGCAAGGGGCGACUCAAAACUCCGUUGGACGCGAGCCCCCUGAUGCCCCGCAACCGGAGGACUGA